This is a messenger RNA of Dreissena polymorpha, 2322 nucleotides long. RefSeq lists its product as uncharacterized. The transcript is spliced from 2 exons. The annotation marks the transcript as partial. The record is from RefSeq and is a predicted model, not a curated record. Gene Ontology annotation, molecular function: ATP hydrolysis activity; ATP binding. Lineage: Eukaryota; Metazoa; Mollusca; Bivalvia; Myida; Dreissenidae.
GUUGUGUUCCGAAAUGAGGAAAAAAUCGAGUUUCAGACACAAUGUCCAUAUAUAUUCAUUGGAGAAAAUGGUUCCGGGAAAAGCGCCGUGUUUGAAGGAAUCCGUCGAUGUUUAAAAGCGGACAUGAACACAUCGGUAUCCAAGCCAUGGAAUCCCAAAGAAGUGUCGUACUUUAUAUGCAUAUUUACACUGGAUAAUGAAAAUGAUGAAAUCAUAAGUGGAACUGUUUACAUUCCUCUAAAAAAAGGCACUCCAUUUUUCCCUAAAAAUACAAAUGAAGAAACAACAGAAAACUUAACUCCAGAGUUUGACGAAACGAUAGAGACGGCUCCAGGGUUAGCCGACAUAGAUGCAGAAGGACAUUAUUACCAAUUUGUCGUUCAAUAUACACAUAAUGAGGAAGGAAAACUGAACGUGAGGGAUUUUUGUUGUGAUUUUUAUGAAUUGGGCCAUUGCAAUGCCGAAAGUGAAAGAAUCAAAUGCGAUAAGAAGGAAAAAAAAAACUAUGGAAAAGCACGAAAAAGGUGCAAAAUAAUAACAGCUUUCCUAAAAAAUCAAGAACGUUACGAUAAGUCAAUCGAACAGGAUGUCUUUUUAAAAAUAACCCGUCAGUCAGCUGAGUAUAAAUUUGCUUUAGAUGGAGAUGGGAAAUUACAGGUGAAUAAUUAUUUGAUGAAGCUGUUUAAAACACCGGAGGGAAUAUUGGAAGCUAAGUUCGUCUCCAUUCUGUUGUCGGGAGUAUGUUACAAAACAAUACUCCUAGAAGAACCAGAUAGGGGGAUGCACCCACAGUUUGUGCAAAGAAUGAUACAGGCAAUAAGACACCAAGCGGAAUCCAAUGGAAAAGUCGUGAUUCUGACCACUCACAAUACAGCGUUUCUAACGCCAUGGACACUGUCUAGUUGCUAUAGGUUUAGCAGAGCAGAACAAAAUAUGUGAAUGGUUAUAGGGAUAGGCAAUAAUUUAAACCACAAUUUGAAGACCUUGAGGUUAAUGUCCAAUGACAAACUUUCAGACAAAUUCUUUGCUAAACGAGUGCUAUUUUGCAAAGGGGAUAGCGACAUUUUAUUUUUGAACGAAAUGAAGAAUGUUCUUUUAUCAACAAGGAGUUCAACCUAUCACUUAACCCCGAUAUAUACGACAAAUGUAUUUCUUUCCAAAAUUAAAGACGAACUUCAAAUGGUGUUAUCCGAUCUGACAAUUGCCAAAAUGAACGGCGUGCGUAAUGUUUCGUUAUGUAGAUCCAUAUGCAAAGAAUUGUGUUUACCUGCGAUAUUUCUUGUAGACAAUGACUUCAAAAACUUAAAUAAAGAUAAUACUAAUUGCUUCAUUUGGCCGAAUGAUUCAAUCGAAGAUAUGGCUAUUAGUUUUCGGGAUUCAUGUAAGGAUAAACAACUCACACAAAUUGUAGCUGACUUGAAACUAAAACCUAUUGAAAAUGGCGAGAAGAGAAAAGGAAAAGACAAGUUGUUCUUGAAAGAAGAUGUUACACAAAAACAAAUAACACAAUGCGUAGAAGCCCUUUUUAGAAACUGCGACCCAAAUAAUGACCUUGGCAAGUUUGUUGUAUGUUUAGUACAAUUCGCAUGUUCUAAAUGAAGCAUUUACAAAUAUAAAAAUUAUAUAUUUAUUUAGACUACUUAACAUAAAAAGUUAAAUUUCAAUGAGAAUUACCUUAAUACGAAAACGAAUAAAAUACGUUUUUAUGUAUAAUGACCGACGACAUGGUCUUAUUAUCACGUACAGAUACGUUAUGUGGAAAUAUUCUUCAAAAUGUAAGUAUUGCUUUUAAAUGUUUUACUUGUCGCUUUGGAAAUCGUAAUCGAAUAAAUAAUAAACAUGUUUUGUUUGCUAUCAGUGCAAAAUUGACACGUAAAUAUAGGCCUGUGCAAUUUCGCGAGAUACUACAGGUUUGUCUAGAAUAUGAACAGGAAUAGCGCUAGCCUUUAUAUCAUAACUAGUAUAAUUUUCGUUUUGAUAAAUUAUCGCCUCAGUCUAUGUAGUUUUUCUUUUAAGGUAUUACAUUCAUUUUCUUUUUCAUUUAUUUUCCUUGUAUAUUACAGUCACAUAAACAACCAAGCUAUGUAAUAUGGAUUUUAACACCCAAUAUUGCUGCUUCUUCCUGUAUUUGCACGAUGAUGAUCUGAAAUAUUAACUACAUGAUGCUUUUAAAUAUUUUUGUAAAAAGAAGGGAUGUAGUUGACACUUGUUCGUAAUUUAAUUGUAUCGCGUAAUUUCAUUUCAUCGUUCCUCAAAAAGUUUAAGCUCUGUUGUCUGAUCUCUUUAUCCUUUAUUGAGUAAUUAAAUGGUAAUUAAAUUGAA